Molecule: messenger RNA, 813 nt
Organism: Kwoniella mangroviensis CBS 8507
Lineage: Eukaryota; Fungi; Basidiomycota; Tremellomycetes; Tremellales; Cryptococcaceae
Exons: 3
Coding region: 1-813 (270 amino acids)
Source: RefSeq, a predicted model, not a curated record
AUGCCCACAGGGGUACCACGACGUCCUGACCCAUCACCCCGUCGACAGACUACAGGUCAACCUCAAUUCCUUGGAUCCGGUCAAUCCAGUAUGUUCCUAUCUCCCGUUCAGGAAGCAAGGAUAGAUAGUUGGAGGAAAGGUGCAUCAACCGCUACGCCACCAGGACCCAAAUCGACCAAAGUGAAAUCUGCUCCUGCUUCUAUAACAAGUAAAGGCAGUAUAUGUACAUGCACAUGUACAUGUACGCAAUGUGGUGGUGGAACAGUAAUAGAAUGUCCUACAUGUGGAGGAUCAAUGAUCAGCGGUUCAUGUUCAUGUUCUGUCCAUUCACCAAGAUCGAAAUCCAGUCAUAAAUCGAGAAGAUCAACUGGAAAAAGUGGAGAUAGAGGGAAUGGACCGAAUGCACAUGUACAUGGGUAUUAUUCUUCUAGUUCUGGAAAAAGACAAACAAGUGAAAAACAUAAUACCAGACCUGAACCACCUUUACCUGUCUCACCGAAAUCACCAAUAAACUUUGCCGUACUGAAAGCUACAGAUAAGUUGGACUUGACCGAGACAGAAAAAGUACGACCACAUCAGGUAGGAGUGUUACCACCUGUUCAAUGGCCUCCUGCACCAGGUCAGGAGAUCCCCAUGAGAGAAAUGGCAAAACCUGCUAUGGAGCCACCGUUACCUAGAAUAGCAGGUGUUAGAGAUCCUGUCAGUCAGAAUUAUUAUAGGAACAUGUUUCCUCCCUAUGCGCACGGACCCACACCAAUGAUCCCUGGCAUUCAUCCAAUUGGUAUGGUCCCUGCUCGACCAUGGAAUACCUGA